AAAAUAUGGAAGGACUUGCAGAUCCAUUUGGAGAUAGAGUUGUAAAUGAAAUUCCUCCACCUCCUGUCUUGCCUCUCGAUGAAGGCAUUCUCUAUCCAUCUUCAGAUUCCAAAACUCCAGACUGGAUAGCGGUUAGAGAUCACUUAGCAGCCGAAGGAACAAUCUCCAAAGAACAUUUUGUCAAAAUGCUUCAUGAUGCGACUGAUAUAUUCAAGGAGGAGCCAAACCUUAUACAAUUUCCGGAGCCUCUAGUAAUGGUGGGUGAUAUUCAUGGACAGCUCUAUGACCUUAUCCACUUGAUUGAAAAAGCAGGCGAUCCCAGCAAAACAAAUUAUGUUUUCAUGGGAGAUUAUGUUGAUAGAGGAAUCUUUGGUGUCGAAGUAAUCAUUUUCAUGAUUUCCAUGAAACUAAAUUUUCCAGAUUCUUUUGCCAUGCUAAGGGGAAACCACGAGUGUAGAAAUAUGACAGAUCACUUCACCUUCAGACAAGAAGUCAUUGAGAAAUAUGAUGAAGAAGUGUACGAUCUUAUCAUGGAGAUGUUUGAUGCUCUCCCUAUUUGUGGGCUAGCCGAUAAGAAAUAUUUCAUUACUCAUGGUGGAAUUUCUCCUGAACUCAAGAAAAUCUCAAAAAUCAAUAAAAUUGACAGGUUCCUUGAAAUUCCAAUGGACGGAAUUAUGUGAGAUCUGAUGUGGGCAGAUCCCAUAGAUGAAAAAGAGGCAAAGAAAUACGAUUUUAUUGAGAAUAAGGAGAGAGAUUGUUCAUUCUAUUUUGGAAGAAAGCCAGCCAAAAAGUUAAUUGAUGAUAAUAACCUCAUGACAAUUGUCAGAGCUCAUCAAGUUCAGGUUGAUGGGUAUAAAAUGCAUCGAUGGGAUGGCCCUAGCAGUUUUCCUUAUGUUAUCACUAUUUUUUCCGCUCCAAACUAUUGAGACUACUACAGUAAUAAAGGAUCUGUGCUUAUAUUAGAAGACGGGAAUGUUUCCAUAAAGCAGUUUGAUGAUAGUGAGCAUCCAUACCAUCUUCCUGAUAGAAUUGAUAUUUUCACAUGGUCAAUGCCAUUUUUGAUCGAGAAGGUCGUUCAAAUGAUGAAAUCAGUGUACACAAAAUGGCAGGAAGAUGAACCAUCAGAUGGUGAAGACUUCAAAAGCGCGACUGACUUAAAAGAAAGAGCAGAGAAAAUUAAAGGAAAAGUCAAAGCUUUUGCAAGAGUUCAAAAAAUGUACAAAACACUUACAGAAGAGUCAGAGCUAAUCCUCAAACUUAAAGGAAUGGUUCCUGAUGGUAAAAUUCCAAGAGGUCUCCUUCUUGAAGGAAGACCUGCGAUCAAAGAUGCUAUUAUGGAGUUCAAGAGAGCUAAAGAACUGGACAAGCAAAAUGAGAUGAGACCAAAGAAGAAAUAGGGAAGCUAGAGUUAUUCGCUCUUAA
This is a messenger RNA of Moneuplotes crassus, 1422 nucleotides long. The record is from the annotation of a GenBank genome assembly. Lineage: Eukaryota; Ciliophora; Spirotrichea; Euplotida; Euplotidae.